Messenger RNA from Artibeus jamaicensis (Jamaican fruit-eating bat), 4361 nucleotides. It is a transcript of the gene RNF138, whose product is annotated as ring finger protein 138. NCBI's taxonomy places the organism in Eukaryota, Metazoa, Chordata, Mammalia, Chiroptera, Phyllostomidae. The transcript has 8 exons. The coding region runs from base 165 to 902 and encodes 245 amino acids. The record is from RefSeq and is a predicted model, not a curated record.
GGAAGCCGGCGCAGGGCCGGCGCAGGGCCACAUCUUUCACACGUGUGGGGAGAGAACUCCAGCAGCCACGCCACUGCGGAGCUUCCAGGGUUCACGCAAGGAGUCGGGCCGGGCCGCCUCUGUCACCUCGGCCGCUACUGACGCCUUGAUUCACCACCCUCGCCAUGGCCGAGGACCUCUCCGCGGCCACUUCCUACACCGAAGAUGAUUUCUACUGCCCCGUUUGUCAGGAGGUGCUCAAAACGCCGGUGCGGACCGCUGCCUGUCAGCACGUUUUCUGUAGAAAAUGUUUCCUGACUGCGAUGAGAGAAAGUGGAAUACAUUGUCCCCUCUGUCGUGGAACUGUGACUAGAAGAGAAAGAGCAUGUCCUGAACGAGCUUUAGACCUUGAAAAUGUCAUGAGGAAGUUGUCUGGUAGCUGCAGAUGCUGUGCAAAACAGAUUAAAUUCUAUCGCAUGAGACAUCAUUACAAGUCUUGUAAGAAGUAUCAAGAUGAAUAUGGUGUUUCUGCUAUCAUUCCAAACUUUCAGAUCUCUCAAGAUUCAGUAGGGAGCAGUAAUAGGAGUGAAACAUCCACAUCUGAUAACAUAGAAACUUAUCAAGAGAAUACAAGUUCUUCUGGGCAUCCCACGUUUAAGUGUCCCUUGUGUCAAGAAUCAAAUUUUACUAGACAGCGUUUACUGGAUCACUGUAACAGUAAUCACCUCUUUCAGAUAGUUCCUGUGACGUGUCCUAUUUGUGUGUCUCUUCCUUGGGGAGAUCCUAGCCAGAUUACUAGAAAUUUCGUUAGUCAUCUAAAUCAAAGACAUCAGUUUGAUUAUGGAGAAUUUGUGAAUCUUCAGCUAGAUGAGGAAACCCAGUAUCAAACUGCUGUUGAAGAAUCUUUUCAAGUAAACAUCUGAAAGCUGUAGACAUCUGUGCAUCUUUGUACCUGCAAGUGCCGUCUUUAAGGAGAAAGCUACAUGAAGUCACCAUUUCAAUAACUUGAUGUGUAUAUUAAUAAAAGUAAUUCAGUCUAUUGUUUUAGUUUUUUAAUUGAAAAAUAAACAUGGGCCAUCUAAAAAGUUCAUUCUUUUGAUAAGUUAAAAAAUGAACAUUAGGACAUCAUCUUUAAAAGCAUUAAAAUGAUUGUAUUUCUUUCAUGUAAUGGUGAAAAGGGAAUCUUUGUUGUACUUUAUCUUCUUUAUAUUACAUAUUCUUGAAUUUUUCCUUAUGUGGCUUUUGAAAUUCGGUGCAGUUUCUCCCAUUGAUGUUACUGUACACAGGUAAAACGCAGUAGCAAAUGCUGAAAGAUGUGAUUGAUGUGAACCUAACAAAUCUGAGCCAGUUAAUCUGAGUGCAGAAUGGAGACUUGAAGUGCUAAGUUAAACAAUCCAAAGGAAAAAAAUUUUUAAUACAGAUUCUAGCUGAAGAAUUCAACUAUAAGAACGUGGUAUUUAUAUAACAUGUAGUAUUUUUGAAGACUAGUGAGAUUUCUUUAAUAAUUUUAACUGUUCAAAAAGUGAAGCUCAUUGUAAAGAUAUUUCAUUUUUGUUGCUGUUAGAAGGAAAUAUGAAGAGAAAAUUUCCUUGGCAAGCAAUUAGUAAUUUCAAAUCUUGUUUGUUUGGCUGACUAAUUUAUAAGCCUAUAGUAUAUUAAUUGAAUUAAACCUUUUUGGCUUCAGAAUUUCAGUAGCUAGUAUUUCUGAUGAGCUAAGCUGAAACUUUAAUUGGAAACUUUGAGUUGGUGAUUCAGUUGUAUGUUCUACAUAUAUAUUUAAGUGAAAAGUUUGGCUUCAUCUAAUUUGAGAAAUUCAAGCAAACCUAAAGAUAUGUAUGUAUAAUAGAUACACGUAUGCAUGCAGUUUAUCAGGUCAUAUACAGAAUUUAUUAAGAUUUAAAAAAUAGCAAUAUGGGAUUGAAGUGUUCAUCUGAUUUGAUUAACAUUUUGUAUAUCACCAAAUUUUUAAAAGUAACAGUCAAAAGAUAAAUAGUUUAGUUGGCUGCUACCAUACCUUGAAAUUGAGUUUACACACACAUACACACACACACUCAAUUACCUGUUUUUAUGGUGCUCAUUUGUUCUCAAAAGAUAAUGCAUGACUAUGAAGUAGUGACACACAUUUUACCAGCCACAUUGUUUCACUGCUUCUUAGUCAGACUGGGUUUGUUCUUAGUAUUCCUUAAUGAGAAUCAUAAUUUGUAAUAGAAGGUCCAAAUCACAGAAUAAAACAUGAAGAGUGGACUAGUGCACAUUCCAUACUAAUAUAAGUUGUUUAUGCUUUCUUUAAAUUAACUAAAAGAACAUAAAAUCUCAGAAGUAGUUUGCUGCUAAUAUAUACAUAUAUUGUAUAAAAAGGUAUAUUUUGGUUUUGUUAAAACCCUGUUGACUUUUCUACAGUGAACCUUUUUUUAACUUGGUUUAAUAAAAAUGUUAAUUUUGCAAGUGGAGUUUUGUAAAAACCUUUUUCAGUCAAACAGUAAUGACUUUAUGGGUAGAAAUAACAGUCACCAAAAAGCCAUACAUCUUAAUGAACUAAUGCCUUUGUUCUGUCAUUCGAAAGAGUGAUGUUUACUAUGUGCUUGAACAUUUCCUCUGCAGUUACAUGAGUGUAAUUGUAAGAAUAGCUGUUUAACUUUUUAAAAAGAGACUUUGACCAUAGGUUUUUCCAGUUUAAAGCAAUAACUUUAGUACUUUCUUUCAAAGUUUAAUACUUUCCAGUAUGUCGAGUUAAACCAUUUUGAAAUGUGAGAACUUCGAAGGAAAAUUGUAGUAGAAAUCAUCUUGAUGAAAUUGUGUUUUGAAAUUUUGUGGAUUAGUUCUAUAUCAUUAAUAGUCACAUGUCUUUCAUAUAAACUUUUUCAUAAAGAAGAUGCUGACUUUUAUUUGCUGUUAUCUGGGAGCUCCCCAGUAGAGAAAUGUUUGUUUAAAGUCUUCCCUCCUCUUGGCCAGUGGGUUAGGAAUAGGGAUUUACAAGUUUAUAGUUUAAAUUCAUGAAAAAAUUCUUACAGCUGAGUCAGGAUAAGAGGGAAACUAUUGAUACUCUUGUACUUAAAUUUCACAAUACCACUUAGGAAAAAUGAUUUUCCUCAGCAGAUUACAGUUUAUGUUAUUAAACAGUCUUAUUUGAGAUGUUUUAUUUUUCAGUUAAAAGUGGUUUUCUCUACUUGUGUGUCUAAAAUUUUGCUUAUAGGCAAACAUGAUAACAUUUAAUUUUCAUAACUCUGGACUACAUGUUAUUUUGCACAGAAGAAAGCAACCACAUGCUGAUGUUAUAUGUUGGAUUUAACUUUAUAAACAUUUUAUGUUUAUUUAAAAUGUUAAUCAACUUACAAAGUUGUUUUAUCAAGUAUUCAUGCAGCAAGAUUUUUAAGCCUUGUUAUCAAACCAGGCAGAAAGAUAAGUUAACUGGUUAAUAAAUACUUUUUAUGGAGAAUUUACCCGUAAGUAAGCUAUCAGGACUGUAGGAAUAUAUUGCCAAAUACAGUGUCAUAUACCUGUUGGGCUACUCGAUAGGUAUGAUCUUGGUGAAUCAUCACUUUUAUAGAAACCCUUUAGGGCUGGUACUCAAAGGAAAUACUCUUUGUGGAGGUGGUGACAUUUUAGCCUUUGUAGAGCAGUUGUGACCCAGAAAACAUGUAAAUACGUGUAGUAUAAAACUCAAAAGUGUGAAAUGCUCAUUCCGUGAUACAAUUUAGAGUGCAAUGUAAUUUUCUUAUUGUGCAAUACAAUUUGAAAAAAGAUGAGGAAUGGGAAUGAAUGUCAUUAAAAUGUUAAAAGAGUACAGGAACCUCAAGAAAAUGGAUGUUACAGCAUGAAACCUCCCUACCCCGAAAAGCAACUGUCCAAUCCUGGGGCCAAGAAAGAUGACAGUUCCUGCACUCCUUUCCUGAAUGAGGAAGAUUAAUGUGUAUUCCAUUGUGUACUUGAUUGAAAAACUUGGAUUAAACUAUACCAUGCAAUUUUGUAUGUAUAAUAAUAGGAAUUUUUAGGAGCAUAUAAUGGUGAAAGAUACUGUUGCAGAAUCCAAGAUGAGCAGGGGAGGGGAGCAGAUUUCUCCAGAAGACGAAUCAGAAUUAGAACCAUUCUGUGGAGGUUAUGAAGAAGAAAAUACUCAAGAUGUGAGGGAGGAGAUUUCACAUUUGGAUGGACAAAAUAAUGGUACAUGAUACUGAAAGUGCACCAAGUGAACAAUAGUAAUAGCUUUUUACUCUGAGUUGAGAUCAGGGAAAUCCAUUACUAGAAUCCCUUGAACCCCCUGUUCCUAUUUCCAGUCGUAACCACCAUUACUAACCUCUGAUACCACAGAUUGUUUGCCUGCUUUUAUACUUUAUACAAAUGAGAACACCCAAUAAAAGUUACAUCUGGCUACUUUUGCUCAA